This is a messenger RNA of Carya illinoinensis, 1849 nucleotides long. Its product is annotated as pectate lyase-like. The record is from RefSeq and is a predicted model, not a curated record. Bases 258 to 1568 code for a protein of 436 amino acids. NCBI's taxonomy places the organism in Eukaryota, Viridiplantae, Streptophyta, Magnoliopsida, Fagales, Juglandaceae. The transcript has 4 exons. Gene Ontology annotation, molecular function: pectate lyase activity.
UCUCCCAACAGGAGAAAAACUAGCCAAAAAACGGUCACUACCGCCUUUUUCAUGUCGAAAAUGGAUUCAACCCUCCAGGUGCAAUAUAAUUAAUAAUUAGUACUUUCUCUACAUAGCACAAAGGGUUUAACCCCCACAUUCCAAUGGAAUCGAGAAAAAGGAAAGAAAGAGAAGAAACUACUUGAUCACAUACACAAAAAAGAAAAGAAACCAUCAAAAUUAAGAGGAGAAAAGGUGAAGGUGAAGAGAGACUAGGCAUGGAAGCUAUGAAACUUGGAUUGCUAUUUUUAUGGGCUUUUGUUGCGAUAUUUGCAACAACGCUGAAGGCACACAUUGCAGAUUUUGAUGAGUUGUGGCAGAAGCGAGCAGAAGAAGCCAGGAAGAAUGCCCUCGAGGCCUACCAGCCAGAUCCCGAGAAUGUUACCGACCAUUUCAACGUGGAGGUCCACAAGGCCUUGAAUGAUGCAGACGGCACAAGGAGAAAAUUAGGCGGCAAAAACCGGGGGCCAUGCAAGGCUACAAACCCAAUUGAUCGGUGCUGGAGAUGCCACAAAAACUGGGCUAAACGCCGCAAGAAGCUAACGAAAUGUGUCCUAGGUUUCGGUCGCGGGACAACAGGAGGCAAGAAUGGAAAUAUCUAUGUGGUCACAGAUCCAUCCGAUGGUGACCUUGUUAACCCUAAACCAGGAACCCUACGCCAUGCCGUCAUUCAGCCCAAGCCCCUUUGGAUCAUCUUUGCACACGACAUGGUUAUUAGACUCAGCGAAGAGCUCAUAAUGACCAGUGACAAGACCCUCGAUGGACGUGGGGCUAAGGUUCACAUCGCCUUUGGUGCUCAAAUUACCAUUCAGUUUGUAAGAAAUGUGAUCAUCCAUGGCCUCCACAUCCAUGAUAUAAAGGUUGGCUCUGGUGGCAUGGUUAGAGAUUCAGUCGAUCACUAUGGCUAUCGCAUUAGCAGUGAUGGUGAUGGGAUCUCAAUUUUUGGGUCCUCCAAUAUUUGGAUCGAUCAUGUUUCCAUGUCGAACUGCGACGAUGGAUUGAUUGAUGCCAUCUCGGGAUCCACAGCCAUUACCAUCUCCAACUGCCACUUCACCCAUCAUAACGAGGUGAUGUUGUUUGGUGCAAGCGAUGGAUUCAGUGGAGAUGAAGUGAUGCAGAUAACUCUUGCUUUCAAUCACUUCGGACAGGGAUUGGUACAAAGGAUGCCUAGGUCAAGAUGGGGGUUUGUCCACGUUGUCAACAACGACUACACCCAUUGGCUCAUGUAUGCCAUUGGUGGCAGCCAACAUCCUACCAUUCUUAGCCAGGGUAACCGGUUUAUAGCUCCUCCAAAGGCAUUUUGCAAGGAGGUGACGAAGAGGGAUUAUGCACCUGAGAGCGUGUGGAAGACAUGGGACUGGAGAUCAGAGGGUGAUUUGAUGAUGAAUGGAGCCUUCUUUGUUCAAUCUGGAAGACCAAUUAAACAUAUGCGCAAGAACGACAUGAUCAAAGCAAAACCAGGCUCGUUUGUGAGAAGGCUCACCCGCUUUGCAGGCGCUCUCAACUGCUUCAAGCAUAAGCCAUGUUAACCAUACCAAAUGCAACAUAGUAUAUAAUAUCUGUACGUAUGGUGUAGAAACUUAUGAACCCUGUGAAUAAACAGAGGUUUUAGCAGUAGACAACUUAGUGCAAAUGGAAAUAACAUUUUGGGUGGAUGUUUGAGAAAGGCAGAGAGAGAGAAUAAGGGAAUUGUGGGAUGUAUGAGAAGGAAGAUUGGCAGUCUGCAUUAAAAACAAAAUGUCAAUUUCUUAUUUUUAUUGCCAAACUAGUUUUUUUUAGAAGUCAAAUAACAAAUAUUUUGGUUUGAUAU